AUGGCAGGGCCAACUUCACCGGGCGCUGAAGGCCCCACGUAUGCCCCGCCUCAUCUUCCUGCUGGCUGGAUUGCCCAGUGGGAUGGUGCGAGCAAGAAGUACUACUUCGUGCAGCUUUCCACGGGCGUCUCGCAAUGGGAGACCCCGACGGAUGCCGCGCCCACCGGCGCGACACCUGCUCAACCUUCUGAUCACCCCUAUGGUGUUCCUCAACCCGAGGUCAUCACCCAUCCUGACGGCAGCCAGACGGUGAAGCAUGCCGAUGGCACCCUCGAACCCGUCAACCCCUCCAUGCCUCCCGACACCACCAGUACGAGGGGCAUCGACGGCCAGACAGGCGAUCGCGGACUCGGCAGCAUGGCCAUGAAUGCGCUUCUUGGCAGCGGCAAGAACUCGAAUCACGGCUCCUCUUCCGGCAACCAAAGCAGCUCAAGCCCCUUCGGUGGCAUUGCCAGUCAAUUGAUGAACGGUAUCGGUGGGCACGGUAACAGUCACGGGAGUAGCAGCGGGGGCGGCAAGAGUUCACUGGGCAAGAUUGGCAGCUCUCUAGCUUCAAGCCUGCUCUCGAGCGGAAAGCAGUCUCAGCAGGGCCAGUCGCAAAAUUACCAUGGCGGCCAGUCCUCGGGUCAUCAACAACAAGGUGGUCUGGCUGGAUCUCUAAUGGGUGGCGUUGCCACCAUGUUUGGCGGAAACAAGCAGAGCCACGGUGGCAACAAUGAUUUCGGGUACUCCAAUAAUGCCUCUGGUGGCGGCGGAGGUGGAGGCUACACCGGCCAGGCUCCUCCUACUUCUUACCAGCCACCUGGUUCGUCUUCGCAUAACCAGCACUCAUCUACUCCAGCGGGGGGUUCAUACCACUCUCCUGCGCCGAACCAGGGCCAGAACCAUUCGCAGCAGUCGUAUGCUCCACCUCCUAACCAGUACCCCCCUCCGCCAAACCAAGGACAACCUCAUCACAACAACUCCUACGGCGCGCCGUCUCAACAGUCCCAUGCUCAGUCCUACCCACCUCCACCCUCUAGUGGUGCCCCUUCGUAUGGUCAGCAGCCCAGCUAUGGCGCCCAGCCAAGCCAGCAGCACAACCAGCAGCACAACCAGCAGCACCAACAGCAGCACCAACAGCAACAACAAUACGGAGGAUAUAACCCCGCGACCUAUAGCAAUGGUCCUCAAGGCCCUCAGACUGGAGGGGGCUAUCCCAGCCAACCUUCCUACGGCGGCCAGCCUUCUCAACAACCCAGCUAUGGCAACCACUACUAG
Molecule: messenger RNA, 1260 nt
Organism: Colletotrichum costaricense
Lineage: Eukaryota; Fungi; Ascomycota; Sordariomycetes; Glomerellales; Glomerellaceae
Product: WW domain-containing protein
Exons: 3
Coding region: 1-1260 (419 amino acids)
Molecular function (GO): protein binding
Source: RefSeq, a predicted model, not a curated record